This is a messenger RNA of Ricinus communis (castor bean), 4261 nucleotides long. Its product is annotated as kinesin-like protein KIN-14O. The record is from RefSeq and is a predicted model, not a curated record. NCBI's taxonomy places the organism in Eukaryota, Viridiplantae, Streptophyta, Magnoliopsida, Malpighiales, Euphorbiaceae. Bases 381 to 3956 code for a protein of 1191 amino acids. Gene Ontology annotation, biological process: microtubule-based movement. The transcript has 24 exons. Gene Ontology annotation, molecular function: microtubule binding; ATP binding; microtubule motor activity.
ACGGAAUACCAAACAAAUCUUAACCAGAAGAGGUUCUUUAAUCAAUUAGAAUUAGUAAAUAAUUAUAGCAUAUAAAUAAAAGAGUUUCUAAUUAUGAACAUUUUCUCUACAUGAUGACAUAAGGCAGACAAAAACUUCAUUUCUUACCUUAAACAACGUGCAGAGCUUCACGUCUCUCUCAUUGUCAGCUCCUUCAGGACUCUAAAGCUUAAUGCAACUGUUGGAUUUGCUUUGAGUUUCUUCUCAUGGUGAAAAUUUAAUAUUCGAGCAGGAUACUUUAAAAUAAUUUCUGUCCUCUGCUGCCCAGGAAUGCUGAUGACAACCUCGGGGCAUUGUCAUUUACCAUGUGUUUGUAAUUGGCUCUGAAGCUAAUUUCCAUCAUGAAUUCAACAUCAGAUCAUCUCACACAAAAAUUUGGAAGAAUCAACAGCUCAAGGUUUUCUGGUAGUUCAGAUAUUUUUGAACCAACUAUAACACGCAUCAAUAGCAUUGAGACAAAGCAGCAAACAUUGAUAGAGUGGAUAAAUGGUAUUCUCCCUAGUUUCAAUUUGCCAUCAAAAGCUUCAACUGAGGAGUUAAGAGCCUCCUUGAUUGAUGGAACUGUUCUACUUCAAAUUCUAAACAAGCUUAGACCCGGUUCUGUGACUGAGGGGGGUGGCUCAGAUCAUUCUUCAUCAUCACGUUCGGAAAAUGUUAAAAAGUUUUUGGCAAAUAUGGAUGAACUGGCGAUCCCCCGAUUUGAAAUAUCAGACCUAGAGAAGGGAUCAAUGAAGACAGUAACAGAUUGCCUUCUGACUCUUAGAGCACAAUCUGGGCAUGCAGGAGAUAAUUUAUCCACCACUAGCGCAAGUACAAAAGGUGGAAGUCCUCAUGGACCUACUUCUCCAAGAUCUGCAGAAGAAAAGCAGAAGAUUUCGCCAGAGUCAAAGUUCCAACUAGCUUCGCGGAGUUCUUUGAUGACAGAUACACCAACUGCAUUGAUGCAUCAUGUUGGACAUAAAUUCCAUGAGGUGUUUCAGUUGAAACAAGGGCGCUAUGCAGAUCUUUCUGCUGCAAAGAUUUCAGAGAUGAUGAAAUCCAACAGUUUGGAUAAUGCCCCAACUCAGUCUCUUUUGAGUGUUGUGAACGGAAUUCUGGAUGAAAGCAUUGAAAGAAAGAAUGGAGAAAUACCCCAUCGUGUAGCUUGCCUUUUGAGAAAAGUUGUACAGGAGAUUGAACGACGUAUAUCAACUCAAGCAGAGCACUUAAGAACUCAAAACAACCUGUUCAAGGCUCGUGAGGAGAAGUUCCAGUCAAGAAUCAGAGUGCUUGAAGCCCUUGCUUCUGGGAAUGGUGAAGAGACUGGGUUUUCUGCUGGCCAGCUUCGACAAAUAAAGCUCGAUCUCCUUUGCUCUUUUCUUAUUGACACUUCUACCAGUCUGCCAAUAACAUGUAGCGAGAAGUCCAAAACGGAUGAAAAGAAGAAAUUUGAAGAGGAAGAUGUGAUGAGAUUGAUGAAAGAGAAGGAGCAAACUGAUCUUGAAUUUUCAAUGCUGAAGAGAGAACUGGAAAUAGCCAAAAAAGCACUUGAGCUUGAGAAGUCCAAAAUGGAUGAGAAAAGGAAACUUGGGGAUGAAGAUCUGACAAGAUUGAUGAAAGAGAAAGAGGAAACAGAUCUUGCACUUUCAUCACUGAAGCAAGAAUUACAGAUAACCAAAAAGACACUCGAACUUGAGAAGUCUAAAAUGAAUGAGGAAAUGAAAAAUGGAGGUGACGAUGUAUUAAGAUUGAUGAAAGAGAAGGAGCAAACAAACAUUGAACUCUCAAUGUUGAAGCGAGAAUUAGAAAUAGCCAAUAGGACACAUGAACAUGAGAAGUCCAAAAUAUACGAGAAAAGAAAAACUGAGGAGGAAGAUGCCAUUAAAUUGGAGAAAGAGAAGGAGCGAAUAAAUGUCGAACUAUCAGCACUAAAGCAAGAACUUAAAAUAGCGAAAGAGAAACAUGAACUUCAUUGCUUGCAAAUGGAAAAAGAUGCUAAGGAUGUUAGAGAAGAGCUUGAGGCAAGGAUAAAAGAGCUUGGGAGCCUCUUGGAAGAUUCAAGGAGCAAGGUGAAAGUGCUUGAGGUAUAUUCCGAGUCAAAACAACAGCUGUGGAAAAAGAAAGAACUCAUUUUCCAGAAUUUGGUGGAGUUUCAGUUAGGUGCAUUGCAGGAAUUGAGGUUGUCUUCAGAUGGCAUCAAGCGUGAAAUCUUGAGAACACAAAGGAGCUACUCGGAGGAUUUUAAUUCCCUAGGGUUAAAAUUUAGAGCAUUAGUUGAUGCAAGUGAGAACUAUCAUUUAGUUCUUGCUGAAAAUCGGAAAAUGUUCAAUGAGUUGCAGGAUUUAAAAGGAAACAUCAGAGUUUAUUGUCGGAUAAGGCCAUUGCUGAAAGAGCAUGCUGGGAAAAACACAACAAUAGAGCAUAUUGGCGAAAAUGGAGAGCUGAUUGUUGCAAAUCCCUCCAAACAAGGGAAGGAUGGCCAUCGAUUAUUUAGGUUUAAUAUAGUCUAUGGUUCCGAUUCUACUCAAGCGGAGGUAUUUUCAGACACUCAGCCUUUGAUACGCUCCGUUCUUGAUGGAUAUAAUGUUUGUAUAUUUGCUUAUGGACAGACUGGUUCGGGGAAAACCUACACGAUGACUGGUCCUGAUGGAGCAACUGAAGAAGAAUGGGGGGUCAACUAUCGAGCUCUCAAUGAUCUUUUCAACAUCUCACAGAGAAGGAGCACCUCCUUUAUGUAUGAAGUUGGGGUGCAAAUGUUUGAAAUAUAUAACGAACAAUUGCGUGAUUUACUAGCAAAUGAUGGUUCACAGAAAAGACUAGGGAUUAAGACUAUUCCCCAACCUAAUGGGUUAGCUGUACCUGAUGCAAUCUUGCAUCCUGUGACAUCAACUUCAGAUGUCAUACAAUUAAUGGAAAUUGGACUAAACAACAGAGCUGUUGGUGCCACUGCAUUGAAUGAAAGAAGCAGUCGAUCUCACAGUGUUGUCAGUAUUCAUGUUCGUGGAAAGGACUUGAAAACUGGUUCCAAUUUGCAAGGUAAUCUUCAUUUGGUGGAUCUAGCAGGAAGUGAAAGGGUGGAUCGCUCAGAGGUAACAGGAGACAGACUUAAAGAAGCACAACAUAUAAACAAAUCCUUAUCUGCCCUUGGAGAUGUCAUUUUUGCUCUUGCACAAAAGAGUUCACACAUACCCUAUAGAAAUAGCAAGCUUACUCAACUCCUUCAAUCCUCUCUAGGAGGUCAAGCGAAGACACUUAUGUUUGUGCAGCUUAAUCCUGAUGUAACUUCAUAUUCUGAAACUAUGAGUACCUUGAAGUUUGCAGAGAGAGUCUCUGGAGUUGAGCUGGGGGCAGCAAAAAGCAGUAAAGAUGGCAAUGUUAGAGAAUUAAUGGAGCAGGUGGCGUCUCUUAAAGAUACAAUUGCAAAGAAAGAUGGGGAGAUUGAGCGGCUGCAAUUGCUCAAAGAUCUAAAAAAUGCAUAUCCUGGUGUAAAUGGAGACAAGCAAGGAACAGGUCUGUCAAAGUAUGCAUAUUCAGAAUACAGUGACAAGCAUCCUGAAACUGAUCUCCACUCCCAACAGUCCAUGGAAGAUAUAAAACAAGAAAAUAGAUUUCACAGGCAAUUAAAAUUCUCUAGGGGAGACACAAACAAGGAUGUCGCAGCAGCAGAUGUUGAACUAUUAGGAUAUAGCGAUGGAGAUCGGGAUGAUAGAUCGAGUGAUUUUUCUGAUGGCGGUCUUUCUGAUGGAUUAACAGAUGAAAGCACAAAACUGUCUGAUAGAUCGGAGAAGACUAGAGUGGCGUCUAGGGUUCGGAGCCUACAAAAAUUGGGGCAAACUACAACAACAGCCUCAAGAGAGUCGCUUAGAGGGUCAACAAGUGUCAAGAAAACUGCUAGUUCCAGCUCCCUUGGAGCCAGGCCUCCUAGGCGAUGGCAGUAAAUUAGAAACCACAAAUCAAAAUUCUUUUUAGUGUCAAUACAACCAUAUUCUUUAUUUCAGGUUGUUAACUUGUUCAUUGAUUUUGCAGUGUCAUUUAGUCUUAUUUGUCAUAGAUGGACAUAGGCUGUGUUUAGACAAGUUUCCAAUGGCUUAAAUGUCAUGGUGGGCAGUUUUGUAAUAGUUGAAAUCAAAAAUAACCAUGUAGUAGUUGCCAGGGUUGUACUUGUAUAUUUCCUCUGGAAUUCAGGCUGUAAUUACUUGUUGAUUUAUUGAAGUACGUAAAUAUAUGUACAUUUAUUAAAGGG